Molecule: messenger RNA, 2496 nt
Organism: Rangifer tarandus platyrhynchus (Svalbard reindeer)
Lineage: Eukaryota; Metazoa; Chordata; Mammalia; Artiodactyla; Cervidae
Source: the annotation of a GenBank genome assembly
AUGUUCGCCCUGGGCUUGCCCUUCUUGGCUCUCUUGGUGGCCUCGGUCGAGAGCCAUCUGGGAGUUCUGGGGCCUAAGAACGUCUCGCAGAAAGACGCGGAGUUUGAGCGCACCUACGUGGAUGAGGUCAACAGCGAGCUGGUCAACAUCUACACCUUCAACCAUACCGUGACCCGCAACCGGACGGAAGGUGUGAGAGUGUCCGUGAAUGUCCUGAACAAGCAGAAGGGCGCUCCUUUGCUGUUUGUGGUCCGCCAGAAGGAGGCGGUGGUGUCCUUCCAGGUGCCCCUGAUCCUCCGAGGGAUGUUCCAGCGCAAGUACCUCUACCAAAAGGUGGAGCGAACGCUGUGUCAGCCCCCGACCAAGAAUGAGUCCGAGGUCCAGUUCUUCUAUGUGGAUGUGUCCACCCUGUCACCAGUUAACACCACGUACCAGCUCCGCGUCAGCCGAAUGGAUGACUUCGUGCUCAGGACCGGGGAGCCGUUCAGCUUCAACACCACAGCAGCGCAGCCCCAGUACUUCAAGUAUGAGUUCCCAGAAGGAGUGGACUCGGUCAUUGUCAAGGUGGCCUCCAACACGGCCUUCCCCUGCUCAGUGAUCUCCAUCCAGGAUGUGCUGUGUCCUGUGUAUGACCUGGACAACAACGUAGCCUUCAUCGGCAUGUAUCAGACGAUGACCAAGAAGGCGGCCAUCACUGUGCAGCGUAAGGACUUCCCCAGCAACAGCUUUUACGUGGUGGUGGUGGUGAAAACUGAAGACCAGGCCUGUGGGGGCUCCCUGCCUUUCUACCCCUUUAUAGAAGAUGAACCGGUCGAUCAAGGGCACCGCCAGAAAACCCUGUCCGUGCUGGUCUCGAGAGCAGUCACGUCGGAGGCCUACGUUGGCGGUAUGCUCUUCUGCCUGGGCAUAUUUCUCUCCUUCUACCUGCUUACUGUGCUCCUGGCCUGUUGGGAAAACUGGAGGCAAAGGAAGAAGAGCCUUCUGGUGGCCGUGGACCGAGCCUGCCCAGAAAGCGGUCAUCCCCGGGUCCUGGCCGACUCCUUUCCUGGCGGCUCCCCCUAUGACGGCUACAACUACGGCUCCUUUGAGAACGGUUCUGGCUCCACCGGCUCCACUGACGGUCUGGUUGACAGUGCGGGCCCCGGGGACCUAUCCUACAAUUACCAGGACCCCGUGGGCACUCGACCACGACUGGACUCCAUGAGCUCCGUGGAGGAAGAUGACUAUGACACUCUGGCCGACAUCGAUUCAGACAAGAAUGUCAUUCGCACCAAGCAAUACCUCUACGUGGCUGACCUGGCACGCAAGGACAAACGUGUCCUGCGGAAGAAGUACCAGAUCUACUUCUGGAACAUCGCCACCAUUGCCGUCUUCUAUGCACUUCCCGUGGUGCAGCUGGUGAUCACCUACCAGACGGUGGUGAAUGUCACAGGGAACCAGGACAUCUGCUACUACAACUUCCUCUGUGCCCACCCGCUGGGCAACCUCAGCGCCUUCAACAACAUCCUCAGCAACCUGGGGUACAUCCUGCUGGGGCUGCUCUUCCUGCUUAUCAUCUUGCAACGGGAGAUCAACCACAACCGGGCCCUGCUGCGCAACGACCUCUGUGCUCUGGAGUGUGGGAUCCCCAAACACUUUGGCCUCUUCUACGCCAUGGGCACAGCCCUGAUGAUGGAGGGACUGCUUAGCGCUUGCUAUCACGUCUGCCCCAACUACACCAAUUUCCAGUUUGACACGUCGUUCAUGUAUAUGAUCGCGGGGCUCUGCAUGCUGAAGCUCUACCAGAAGCGGCACCCAGACAUCAACGCCAGUGCCUACAGCGCCUACGCCUGCUUGGCCAUCGUCAUCUUCUUCUCCGUGCUGGGCGUGGUCUUCGGCAAGGGGAACACAGCAUUCUGGAUCGUCUUCUCGAUCAUCCAUAUCACUGCCACCCUGCUGCUCAGCACACAGCUCUAUUACAUGGGCCGCUGGAAGCUGGACUCAGGGAUCUGCCGUCGCAUCCUCCACGUGCUCUACACGGACUGCAUCCGGCAGUGCAGUGGGCCUCUCUACGUGGACCGCAUGGUGCUGCUGGUCAUGGGCAACAUCAUCAACUGGUCGCUGGCGGCCUAUGGGCUCAUCAUGCGUCCCAAUGAUUUCGCCUCCUACUUGUUGGCCAUUGGCAUCUGCAACCUGCUUCUUUACUUUGCCUUCUACAUUAUCAUGAAGCUCCGGAGUGGGGAGAGGAUCAAGCUCAUCCCCCUGCUCUGCAUCGUCUGUACUUCGGUGGUCUGGGGCUUCGCCCUCUUUUUCUUCUUCCAGGGACUCAGCACCUGGCAGAAAACCCCCGCAGAGUCGCGGGAGCACAACCGGGACUGCAUCCUCCUCGACUUCUUUGACGACCAUGAUAUCUGGCACUUUCUCUCCUCCAUCGCCAUGUUUGGGUCGUUCCUGGUGUUGCUGACACUGGAUGACGACCUGGACACCGUGCAACGGGACAAGAUCUACGUCUUCUAG